CAUCAAACUUGGAUAGAAUAUAACCCUUAACAAAAACCCUCAAAAGAAAAAAAAAAAUGCACAUAAAAGAGCCAAAAGUCCAUUAGCAGGUUGUGAAGUGUGAUGAGUGAAGAAGAGUGAUGGCGUCUAAUUCUAAUUGCGAAGAAGUGGCUUCAAUGGCCACACAAAUCUGCACCCAAAUAGCUUCCAUAUUCUCAAAGCCCACCCAUCCAUACCCGCCCCCACUGAACCUAUUAGUCACCGAACUCGCUACCGUUGCCUCUCAAAACGGCCGCGUUUUCCUUUACGGCGUGGGCCGAGAAGGCCUCAUGCUCAAGGCCCUCUGCAUGCGCCUCGCUCACCUGGGCCUAUCGGCCCACCUCGUCUUCGACAUGACCACUCCCCCCAUCGCCGCUGGCGACCUCCUCGUUGCCUCUGCCGGUCCCGGCGGCUUCUCCACCGUCGACGCCAUAUGCGCGGUGGCGCGUUCCCACGGCGGAAGGGUGGUGCUCCUGACGGCCCAGCCCGAUAAGGGGUCUUGCAUGAAGCACGCUAGCGCGGUGGCCUACGUGGCGGCGCAGACCAUGGCGGAUGAUGCGGACGCAGGUGAUGAGAAAUCUCGGCCGUUGCUUCCGAUGGGAAGUUUGUACGAAGGGGCACUGUUUGUUCUGUUUGAGAUGGUUGUUCACAAGUUGGGUGAGGCCCUGGGUGAGAGCCCUGAAGCCGUUCGAUCUCGCCACACAAAUCUCGAAUGAAAUGGUAUCAGCCGUUCAUCUUGUUUUUUGUUGUGUGAUGGGAUCACCAUGUAUUAUUGUUGUUGGAAAAUUAUGCUAUUUACACAAAUUCUGUAGUUGAAAAUAUGUACGGGGAUGUAAGUUAUGUAACUGUUUAAACCUUUCUAAAUUUCAUGUGGAGUAUGAUUCUGCUUAGUGUUUGGCUAAUAUUGUUAAGGAGAAAUUCACCAAAAAAACAUAA
Molecule: messenger RNA, 954 nt
Organism: Gastrolobium bilobum
Lineage: Eukaryota; Viridiplantae; Streptophyta; Magnoliopsida; Fabales; Fabaceae
Exons: 1
Coding region: 120-734 (204 amino acids)
Biological process (GO): carbohydrate derivative metabolic process
Molecular function (GO): carbohydrate derivative binding; isomerase activity
Source: RefSeq, a predicted model, not a curated record